AUGGAAUGCAGUACCGAGAUCAGCGAUAGCGCAAUACCCAGUGCUCAUGAUCCACUCACAAGCCUGACCACAAGCGCAGAUAUCGCAGGUGGUGAUGUGCGUAAUCACACAGACGAUGGCAGGGCCGCAGCAGUGAUCGAAGAAGCCUUCCCACUCGCGUCUGAGAUCGAGGAGAUAUUCGUGGAUGCAGGAUCCAGCCGCCCGCGAACAAGGCCGAUCCGUGCUCGCCAACCCGACACCGACACGAUGAAGCCUGAGGGCCUGCUCCGCCUUCCGCGUGAGCUGCGAGAUGAAGUAUAUCGCCACCUCCUCGCCCGUCCGAGCCCAAUCAAACUCAAGUGCAAAAAGAAGAAGGCAAUGAUCGAAGGCGAGGAGUCGUACAACUUGGUACCCAAAGAGCAACUUCCGCGAAUCUAUCACGCCUUCCCACUGUUGCACGCCGAGAUCCUUGAGGCUCAUUAUCAGCACAACGCUUUCACCAUCGGUGAGAUGAAGGAUCUCAAUUGGUGGGACAUCGCCGAGGUGUGGUUGGUCCAUGGCAACACGAUCUUCGAGCAGAACCUCCGCCACCUCGCGCUGCAGGGCGUGCGGUACUUACACUACGACGAACGUUCGCAAGGAGGGAGGUCGAUUGGUGGCGUGCAGUGCGGCACCAUGGACAUCAGAUCGCAGCAGGGCAAACUCCUCGUGUCGCUUUCGGGUCCGUCCCAGGCUACGUUGUGCAGGUGUGACAUCGCCGGUCUGGUGGAAGAAGAGCUGUCGCAACCGUACAACCUCGAGAAUCCGUUGCGCAUGUUUCGGAUUAAGGAGAGCGAGCGUCACGGACCUGUACUUGGGUGUGUACUCCGGAUCGUCACGGCAAAAGAGCGUAGACGUAGCUGUUGGGCGCAUCAGCCCCAUGAGGAUUGCUAUUUCGAGCUCCCUAAGGAGGAAAGCGACCGUUUCGUGCCAGAGCUGGAGAUGCCCACUUACUGCCGGGUGUGCGGACUCAAAGCUUGGUACCUUGACAUAUAG
Molecule: messenger RNA, 1014 nt
Organism: Saxophila tyrrhenica
Lineage: Eukaryota; Fungi; Ascomycota; Dothideomycetes; Mycosphaerellales; Extremaceae
Exons: 1
Coding region: 1-1014 (337 amino acids)
Source: RefSeq, a predicted model, not a curated record